Messenger RNA from Choloepus didactylus (southern two-toed sloth), 5062 nucleotides. It is a transcript of the gene CAST, whose product is annotated as calpastatin. The transcript has 34 exons. Gene Ontology annotation, molecular function: calcium-dependent cysteine-type endopeptidase inhibitor activity. Lineage: Eukaryota; Metazoa; Chordata; Mammalia; Pilosa; Megalonychidae. The coding region runs from base 375 to 2918 and encodes 847 amino acids. The record is from RefSeq and is a predicted model, not a curated record. Gene Ontology annotation, cellular component: cytoplasm.
GCACAACUCCAAGUCUGGCACGACGGAGGAACCCCCCGACCUCCAGCCCCUCCUCUCUCUGACUCAGGGGAAUCCAGCAGUCCUGUGGUGUAGGGAGGGUCAAUGGGUGAGGACACGGGGCAGAGGGUGUUAAGUUUCUAACCUGGAGGGCUGGACCGCUGCAGCGGAGGCCAUAGCCACCCUCCGGCAGGAAGGGGAGGGCCCUGCCUGGCGAGGGCGAGCCCCCGCGCGGGCUCGCGGCUGGGUCGGAAAAGCUGCCUCCCAGGCGCGUUCGCUGGCCCCUGGCUCCGCUCCUUCCCUCCAGCGCUCCCCGCUCGGACCUCCCUUCCAGUUUCCGCGGCGCCCUCCCGGGCAGCGCCCGCUGCGGCCUCGCUAUGUCCCAGCCUGGCCAGAAGCCCGCCGCCUCCCCGCGGCCCCGGCGCGCCGCGGCGGCUCGGCGCACCCAGGAGCAUGUCAGUGAAAAGAACAGUGGAUUGCCUUCCAAAACUGGAGAAAAGAAAGGAUCAGAUGAGAAAAAAGCAGCCAGCCUUGGGAGCAGUCAACCUUCCAGAGCACUUGCCAGUGGAACAGCCCCUACCAGUAAGGUGACAACUUCCUUUGCUGCGACCAGCAAAUCUUCCAGUAUGAAUCCUACAGAGACCAAGGCCAAUCCAAUCACCAAACAGAUGGAAGGACCUCAUUCUUCUAACAAGAAAAGACACAAGAAACAGGCUGUAAAAACAGAACCAGAGAAGAAGUCACCAUCAACUAAACCAUCUGUGGUUCAUGAGGGAAAAACCCAAGAAGAAAAGCCAAAGGAACACACAGAGCCAAAAAGCCUACCCAAGCAUGCAUCAGAUACAGGAAAAAAACAUGCUCGUAGCAAAAAAGCAGUUUCUAGAUCAAGUGAGCAGCUGACGUCAGAGAAAUCAACAGAACCAAAGACUAAAUCACAGGACAAGAUUUCUGCUGGUGGAGAGAGUACUGCUGCUGUUGUGGCUGCAACAUCUGGUAAACCAGACGACAAGACUAAAUCACAGGACAAGAUUUCUGCUGGUGGAGAGAGUACUGCUGCUGGUGUGGCUGCAACAUCUGGUAAACCAGACGACAAGACUAAAUCACAGGACAAGAUUGCUGCUGGUAUGGCUGCAACAUCUGGUAAACCAGAUGACAAGAAAAAAGAAAAAUCACUAACACCAGCUGUAUCAGCUGAAUCUAAACCGGAUAAACAAUCUGGAAAGUCAGGCAUGGAUGCUGCUUUGGAUGACUUAAUAGACACUUUGGGAGAACCUGAAGAAGCUGAACAGGAUAAUACACCAUACACUGGACAGGAAGUUUCAGAUCCAGUGAGUUCCACCUACAUAGAGGAAUUGGGCAAAAGAGAAGGCACAAUUCCUCCAAAAUAUAGGGAACUCUUGGCUAAAAAAGAAGGGGUCACAGGACCUCCUGCAGACUCUUUGAAACCCAUAGGGCCCGAUGAUGCUAUCGAUGCCUUGUCAUCUGGCUUCACCUGCAGUUCUCCUACUACUGGUGAAAAGAAAACUGAAAAAGAGGAAUCUUCGGGAGAGGUUUUAAAAGCUCAGUCAGCUGGGGUAAUCAGAAGUGCAGCUCCACCCCAGGAGAAGAAAAGAAAGGUGGAGAAGGAUACAAUGAGCGAUCAAGCACUCGAUGCCCUUUCUGCUUCUCUUGGCACCAGGGGACCGGAACCGGAGCUUGACCUAAGCUCUAUUAAGGAAGUUGAUGAGGCAAAAGCGAAAGAAGAAAAACUGAAGAAGUGUGGUGAGGAUGAUGAAACAGUCCCAUCUGAGUAUAGAUUAAAACCAGCCACGGAUAAAGACGGAAAACCCCUAUUGCCAGAGCCUGAGGAAAAAUCACAGCCCCGGAGUGAAUCAGAACUCAUUGAUGAACUUUCAGAAGAUUUUAACCAGUCUAAAUGUAAAGAAAAACAGUCUAAGCCAACUGAAAAGACAGAAGAAACUAAGGCCCCUGCCCAGACUCCUGUGGGAGAGACUGUGUCCUGGACCUCGAUGUGUAGUGUCCAGUCAACACCACCCAAGCCAGCUACCUCGAAGGGCCCAGUGCCAGAUGAUUCUGUAGAAGCUUUGGCUGGUAGCCUGGGAAAAAGAGAAGCAGAUCCAGAAGAUGAAAAACCUGUGGUGGAUAAAGUCAAGGAGAAAGCCAAAGAAGAGGACCGUGAAAAACUUGGUGAGAAAGAAGAAACAAUUCCUCCUGACUACAGAUUAGAAGAGGUCAAGGAUAAAGAUGGGAAACCACUCCUGCCAAAAGAGACCAAGGAGCAGAUUCCACCCCUGAGUGAAGACCUCCUUCUUGAUGCUUUGUCUGAGGACUUCUCUGACCCCUCCAACAUUUCAUCCCUUAAAUUCGAUGAUGCAAAACUUUCUGCUGUGAUCUCUGAGGUGGUUUCCCAGACCCCAGCGUCAACCACCCACUCUGCAGGCCCAGCUCCUGACCCUCCGCAAAGUGACAACAAAGAACUUGAUGAUGCCCUGGACCAACUUUCUGACAGUCUAGGGCAAAGGCAGCCUGACCCAGAUGAGAACAAACCAGUGGAGGAUAAAGUAAAGGAAAAAGCUACUGCUGAACAUAGAGACAAGCUUGGAGAGAGAGAUGACACCAUCCCACCUGAGUAUAGACAUCUCCUGGAUAAAGAUGAUCAGGGAAAACCAGUGAAGCCACCUGCAAAGAAGCCCAAAGAAUCAAAGAAAUCUGCAGAUGACCAAGACCCCAUUGAUGCCCUCUCAGGAGAUUUGGACAGCUGUCCUUCAACUACAGAAACCUCGCAGAAAACGGCAAAGGACAAAGGCAAGAAGACUGCUUCCAGCACCAAAGCACCCAAGGAUGGGGGUAAAGCAAAGGAUGCAAAAAAGACAAAAGAGGAGGAUUCCAAGUCAGAAGCUGAUGAAAGAAAUACAAGUUAAAGGUCGCACUAUUUGGUAUCUUCAACUAAAAUCUUCAGCUGUGUAGGUGAUGACUCUUGAAGAACAAAACAUUCUGGCUACAGAAAAUUUUUCUGGGUGGCUUCUAGACGAUGGUAUAUGUUGAGUCUUUUGACAUCUUGACAUUGGUUUGUUAUUCUUGUCCAGGACAGAAUUUGAAUUUGUCUGGUUCACCUGUGUUAUUGUACUAAGUAUUGAUAAACUUUGAACUUUUUUUUAAAUUGCCUUCAGUUGUUGAGAGAAAGGAAGCUUUAUAUUUGUAAGAAAUAUAUUUGAUAAAGUUUCUUAAAGCAACACCAAAAAAACCUUUGCAAACUUUUGCACAUUCUACACACAGUGCCUGUAAAUCUCAUUCGUCUUUUCAGUUUGCACUUCUUUUUUUUUCCCCCAGCAUUUGGAAAACAAUGCUUUAAACAUUCUUCAAUGAUUUGAUUUCUCAUUAUCCCCUUUCCUCUUGGGCUUAUGAACUGUAUUGGAUGUUUCUAAGUCAAACAUAAAAUAUUGUACAUUUGGCACAUAUCUUUUUUUGGGCUGCUAACAAUAAAUUAAUACAAGAUAACCUGGACAAACCAGUAAACACCAAACCCCACUUAAGAUUUGUUUUCUUCUUUGCCAGAGGUAAGGGUUUCCACACCUUAUAGUCAGCACAAAACACACUGAGACUUUAAUCAAGUCAUCAAAACAAAAUGCAGACUAUAUAAGUCACUGUAAAGCAAGUUUCAAGAACAAAAUCUGAACACAAAUAAAAUCUAAUUCCGUACAAUGUUCAUAUGGCUUGAACUCUGUUGGUUUACUAUGCAAUUAAGCUGUGCUUUCUGUUCUCUAUACAUAAAAUUUGAGCAGGAAUGGUUGCUUAGAGCCUUGCCACAUAUUUUUUGCACUAUGGCAUCUGGCUUUCUGGAAGUUAAGUUUACCAAAUACAAAAACAAACUUUUGCUUAAAAAAAAAAGCAUACACACACAGGUCUGAGUGUUUCUGAGAUUUAAAAUCUGCUUUUCCCGCACAGCAAUUUAAGAAGUAGGCUUUCUGAUGCCCUUCAACUUUGAAUGGUUUCUCAGAUCUUUUGAUAAUGAAUAGCUUCUGAACAUAGCACUGAUAACAUUGAUGGAAUUUUAAUAAAAAUUUAAUUUCAUCUUCAUUUCCUGGUAGCAAAUGCAGGAAAAGAUGUCAGGUACAUAUUGAAAAACAGAUUUUGAAUUUCGUAUUUCUGGAAAGCAUGGCCUUACUUAGCAUCUGUUUAAACUUUUUAUUUAUUAGGAAUUUUGCAGACUUCACUAAAAGUAAGUAGUCACCAAUAAUAUCUAAUGGGGGAGGGUGGGGCAACAAAAAUAACUGCUUAUAAUGGGGAUCAAAUUUUGCUAAUACUCUCUGAAAAUACUCUUUAAAAAUAUGAAACAUACCCAUGGGAUUUCAAACUCUACUCACUUAAAAAUGCCAUGUCUCUUUCCCAUCAGUGAUAUAGUCAUUAUUAUUCUAAGCCUGGGAAAUAUGAGCCAGUGUUAUGGUGGCUAAAUAGAUCCUUUUGAGGCACUAACAAGAAAAAAAAAACACUCUUCCUGAGGGAUUUUAACUGUGUCUCUAAUUCUCCUAUUGGGGCAGUAAGGUUGUUUGCUUUUUUUAAAGUUUUUUUAAAAAAAACUUUGAAACCUUUGACAUUGACAGAUGUGUCAGUAAGGCUAUGGGUGCUGUGUUACUAAUUUCUAUGUAUAUAUAAAAGUAUUUUCAAAUGACGUACCAAAUUCCAGAGGUUUAGGAAAUGCCUGUAAAAGUAAACAUAUAUUCAAGAUACUCUGAAUAUGCCUUCUUGUUAAUUAGAAAUGUCUUCAGUUCUUGGAAGUUUGCUGGUAAUUAACAAUGACAAGGAUCUAAAUCACUCCUUUUUAUUACCCACAUUAUUAGAAGGAAAUAAUUGAAAAUACAUGCUUGGAGAUAAUGAACAGACAACUUUUUAUUACCAAAAAAGGUUUCUGUACAUUGUUGUGGCAAUGUUGUGUGUUUAGAAAGUGAACUUUUCCAAAAGCAAAUAAAGAUAGGUUCCUCGGAUGACCAAAAGUGAAAAUCAAUAUUUCCAUGUUUCAUCAAUCAAGAUAUAAAAUAAAAUUAAAGCAAAAUAUUUUACAUUAAAA